AUGGCCGCCGUCCAGCCGCUCGUUGUGGGCGUGAUCUUCCCCGCCAAGAAGAUCGAGCGACUCGAAGCGCUACUCGGCCAAGAAGAGCACGGCGUCCGCUUCGUGAUGAUCAACUUGGAGGCCGCAGCGCCCACUGGAACGUCCGUAAGCGCCUCUGACAUUGAAGCUGCGGCGCAGCGCCUUGCUGCCCGCUACAAGCCCUUGGACGCAAUACUGCACAAACUGGCACAUGAUAUGGUGUUCGCUGGUCAGGGCGACAAGGAAGCAGCCACCCGCGUGAAGCUCGUGCAGGAGUUUGAGCGCCAGAACCCGUCGGUGCGCGUGAUGGAUCCGCUUGACAGCGUGCGGUUGCUCACGUGUCGCUACGCGGCCUGUCAGAUGCUUCGGACAAUGGAGACGGUCACUGAGCCAUCGCCGAGCUGCUUCAAGGUGCCGUUUUUCCAUGUGGUGCAGAACUCUGAGCACUUUCAGAACCUCUUGACGGAGCUAGACGCUGGACGCACGAGACUGCCACUCAUUUGCAAGUCUGUGGAAGCCUGCGCAACGGAGCGGUCGCACAUGAUGAGCGUCAUCACGAAACGCGAAGACUUGGUCUACGUCGAGUACCCAGUGUUGUAUCAGGAGUUUGUCAACCACUCGGGUCGUCUCUAUAAAGGGUACGUGCUUGGCGACACCAUUAAAGUGGCAGAGCGACGCUCGUUGCCGAAUCUUGUGGCUGGAGAUGCCCAGCAAGUGCACUUCAACACCCAGGAGGACUACCCCACGAGUGGGGAUUUCCACUCCCAUGAUGUCGAUGACAGCACUUUGCAAGUAACGACUGCCAGUAGUGAACCGACGCAGGAAAAGAUAUUUGCGGCCGUGCGCUUGAUCGGCGAGCGCCUUCGCGACGAGCUGAAACUGACCCUUUUUGGCUUCGACGUCAUUGUCGCGGAUGACGGCUCGCGAGAUCUUUAUGUGAUUGACGUCAACUACUUUCCGUCCUACAGAGAGCUUGACGACUUGAGCAUUGUUCUCAGGAAACACCUGAAGCAACUCUGCGGUCGUCAGUAG
Peronospora matthiolae is the source of this 1050-nucleotide messenger RNA. The record is from the annotation of a GenBank genome assembly. NCBI's taxonomy places the organism in Eukaryota, Oomycota, Peronosporomycetes, Peronosporales, Peronosporaceae.